Messenger RNA from Acaulospora colombiana, 689 nucleotides. Lineage: Eukaryota; Fungi; Glomeromycota; Glomeromycetes; Diversisporales; Acaulosporaceae. The record is from the annotation of a GenBank genome assembly.
AUGACGCACGUACUCGUCCAGCCUCAGCACCAAGCCACCUUUGCGUCUCCUCCACCAAACGGUAGCCUUCCAUAUCCCAGCUACACGCCCUAUCCCAGCAGAACAGCAACUCCAUCCAUCGCUCAAGCACUCGCACAAACAGCCAGUUCGUCUUCAUCCAGUAACAACACUCUUCCCUCUGCCCACUCGUUCGGCACGAGCUCACUGUCUCGUUGGAAAUCGUGGAGAUCGAGUAAUAGCAGUAAGAGCAAGAACAAGUACCAUAAUAACAUUGCGAGUAGUGUCGGUCACACACCCCGACUACCCAGAAGAAGAAGCCAAACUGCACCUUGGAAGACACCAGCCACUCCAUCCGCACCACCACCUUAUCGGCACGGCGACACCAUCAUCAACAUCAACAGAGAUACAGACGGCAGUAAUAAGAUGGCGUACUAUGGAUAUUACCAGCAACAAGCUCCCAACUGGGCUACGGCGCAGUACGAGCCGAUCGCGCCACCCAUGACUUAUCAUCCAACCCCAAACUACGACGGUCUUGCCAUUCUCGACUGCUUCUACCUACCCCACGUUGCACCGCACUCUGUUCAGAGAGACGCCAGUGAUCGAGGAACGGUUGACUUCCUCAGUCAGCGCCAGCCCUACCAUAGUCCCAGCACCUCCUAUCGCUCCUCUAUCUCUAAUAUAUUCACCGA